Coccinella septempunctata (seven-spotted ladybird) is the source of this 1515-nucleotide messenger RNA. RefSeq lists its product as uncharacterized. The record is from RefSeq and is a predicted model, not a curated record. NCBI's taxonomy places the organism in Eukaryota, Metazoa, Arthropoda, Insecta, Coleoptera, Coccinellidae. The transcript is spliced from 6 exons. The coding region runs from base 155 to 1372 and encodes 405 amino acids.
UAAAACAUAAUAGUUCAUAGCCAGAACCACGACGAAUAUUAUUUAUUCAUAACAGUUAGUAGUAAACCGCGUUAAGCCAAACGUUUUGAAGGAGGUGAAUACAUAUAUCUCAUUGUAAAAGAAUAUUUCGCGCCUAGCUAAAGAAUCGAACAAUAUGUUUUUCGUCAGAAAUGGGUUCCUGAUCGUGCUAUUGUUUUGUGGCAUGACUGAGGUAUACUCCCAAAUGGAUGUCAUCUUGAAGAGACCUGAAUCUGGACUCAACAGGGAAUUACCUGAAGUGGAUACCAAUUCUGAGUCUAUCGAUUCUUCCCCAUAUCAUGAUAUCAAUAAUGAAAUGAGGAGAAUAGGUGAACAAAUAGACUCACAAAUCAAUGAACGUCUCAAUGUAAUGCGACAGGAGAAUUUGCUGAACAGCAUGUUUAACGAGCAAGGAUUGGGGCAAAUUCCUAAAGGUAUUGCCAAUUUGGAUUCAUCUGCAGAUGAGGAGAAUCCCCUUCUGGAUUUCAUGAAGUUCGUUGGUGAUUCCUUACCAGAUACUCUAAGUGGAUCCAGAGGUAGUUCCUACCCAAUGCUCAAUAGCAACCAAGAAGUAUUAGCAGGAGAUGAGGAAGACCAAAAUGAAAAGCCACUACGUGUAUAUACGAUCAUAAGAAUAAACGAUGAUGAUAAUUUUAUACCUUUCGAGAACGAUAUCAUCGCAUUAGGUGGGGAAGUACCAAGAAAUGGUUCAGGGAAUGCAGAUGUAAAAGGAUUAUCUUUUCAAGAAUAUCUGAAGAGUUUCGUGGACGCCAUGAAAAAUAUGGUAGAUCUAGUGCGAAACUCGACUGAUAUUCUUCGUGUUGGUGAAACUAACAAUCGAAAUGGAACAGACCAACCAGUCGAUAUUAAGAUCAAGGAUCAUGGCAGGAUUUAUGAAAUUCCACCUGAUGCUCACGUAGAAAGAAGCAACCCAGGCAUGGUGAAUAUUACUUGGAGAUCCGGAAUAGAUAGUUUGAACAAUUCUUUGUAUAUGAACAUAGACAAGGAUAAAGAUGGAGCUCUCAUCUUUCAUCAUAUACGUUUGAGGAUUUUAGAAGGAAAUGGUCUUCAGGAAUAUAACAGGGAGGAUUCUAUCCGCUUGAAAGGAAAUGAAAACAACAGUUCAGAAAUAAAUUUAGCAGAGGGCGUUGGAUUGAAAAUUCCCCAUCCCGAUUCUUUGGAUGUUGUUUUGAUAGAAAAAAGAGAAAAAUUCUCUGCUCAGUGGAUGGCUGUAUCCAUAGCUUUAUUGGGACUGAUGGUGGCUGGAUUAGUAUUGAUGCUAUCCUAUAUUUUACACGCAAGGAACAGAUACAAUUCUAGGAAGGACAGUAUGUUCAAGGAACCAAUUGCAUAAUUCACCAAAAAGAAUCUUAUAUUAUCUGCUAUUUAUGUUUGAGAUCCUACAACAUUAAUGCUUGAAGCUGUAUAUGAAACUACCAAUCAUAUUCAUAGUAUCAACUGAAUCUCACCAGUGUAUCAAUAGAGUUUAAAAUUCUU